AUGAGCCGAGGAGUCAAGUGCGAAGUGAGCAUAAAUGAUGUCUCUAUUGUUGAGAAGAAGUAUGCCUUAUAUCAUAUAGCAUUGAAGGUGGUGUGGUCUAUGAAUGACUAUAGCGAGUAUAAAUGUGAAAGACGAUUUAGUGAUUUUAUUCAGUUUAAGAAACAAUUGGAAUACGAAUGUCAGGCGGAACUUCCUUAUGACCUUCCAGGCAGGAAGCUCUUUUGGGGGAGAAAGGGGAACAGUUGUGAUCCAGAUAUAAUAGAGGAAAGAAGGCUGAAAUUGAGACAGUUUUUGUCGGAUUUGUUAAAUGACUCUUUUGAAACUAAAUGGAGGAAAUCUAGUGUUGUAUCCCAAUUUUUGAACUUGCCAGAAGGAUGGUAUAUUAAGCCGUCGACAUAUUCUAGGGGCGAUGACAAGAAUAUUGAUACACAGAAUAACAUUGAAGAGCCUUUUGAUACGGAUGAAGUAAAUGAUCCCUCGAAAUGGCUAAAUGUCUUAAGAGACUGUAAGAGUGAAUUUCAUAAUACUGGUGAUGAUACUAGAAGUAUAAUGAGGCAACGUCUAGUUCUCAGCAAAUUGGAAAAAGGGUUGAAUUUUAUAGAAGAAAAUGAGCUGGUUAGUAGGAUGGAAUGUGAAAGGAGAAAGCAACUUUUGAAUACCUUCAAAAAUGACCUCAAUUCUAGAAUACAAAUUACUUCUGCUUUGGGUGAUCAUCAAGGCAAUAUUAAUGAUUUGAUGCCAUUUAAUCAACAACGCUCUUUCGAAGAACCUAAGAUCAGUAAAGGGAGAAGACUUGGAGAGACUAAAGAGACUGAAAAUUUGGGUAAACAGCAGCUUCUGCAAUUACAAAAGGAUAAAAUUAAAGAGCAAGAUCAGCAAUUAUAUCAAUUGCAUGAAAUUGUCCACCGCCAGAAAAACAUAUCACUGGCACUAAACCAAGAGCUUGAAGCUCAAAAUGAAUUGUUGGACUUGUUCCAAGAUGAGGCUACCACCAGUGCUAAUAAAUUACGUACGGCAAAUCGUAAUGCAGUUAGAUUCAAUCAAGGUCAGAGAUAA
Messenger RNA from Kluyveromyces marxianus DMKU3-1042, 1056 nucleotides. It is a transcript of the gene VAM7, whose product is annotated as Vam7p. The coding region runs from base 1 to 1056 and encodes 351 amino acids. Gene Ontology annotation, molecular function: phosphatidylinositol binding. NCBI's taxonomy places the organism in Eukaryota, Fungi, Ascomycota, Saccharomycetes, Saccharomycetales, Saccharomycetaceae. The transcript has a single exon. The record is from RefSeq and is a predicted model, not a curated record.